Molecule: messenger RNA, 2640 nt
Organism: Girardinichthys multiradiatus
Lineage: Eukaryota; Metazoa; Chordata; Actinopteri; Cyprinodontiformes; Goodeidae
Exons: 26
Coding region: 171-2171 (666 amino acids)
Source: RefSeq, a predicted model, not a curated record
CCGAGAGGAUCCCGUUAGAGCCUGGGAGCCCGACGGAUCCUGAAGAGACAGAGAGGAGGCAGAAAGGCCAGAGGCAAACCAUACCUAGUGGUAAUGCUGUGAAAGGUUAACAGCCCAGGGGGAAAUCUUAAAUAUCUUGUUCAGGAUCUGGACCGAGUCUUUGCAGCACCAUGGGAGCCUCCAGUGAUAAGGUUUCCCUCCUCUCAGGGCUUCUCAUGCUGGUGCUGUGUGUCAUUUCAUCUCUGUGCCAAGAGGAGUACUCAGGAUACCACUCAGGUGAGAAACACACCUAUGAGGAGUCAUCUGCAGUCAACCAUUAUAACAACAAAGGCUCUCGUCAACCUGAGCAUCAACCUGAGCCCACUCAGUACUAUGGUGAGGACCAGCAGUUAGUGGAGGAGGACAAUGAUCCCACCAGGGUCACCAUGAUUACUGAGGACGUCUUUCCUUUUGCCACGACCACAGAGUCCCACUACGCCAAGGAGGACACUGAGACCAUGCAGGUGCCAUUUAAGUACCCAGGAGGACCAGACACUGACACCUCAGAGGAGGAAUCAGGAGGUGAUGCGGCUCUUGGUGAGGAGGGACCGACUGAGUGUGACUGUGAACCCGGGGAGCCCGGUUUUGCUGGUUUUGCAGGACCAAAGGGAUCCAGAGGUUUGCAAGGUCAAACUGGUCUGCCUGGAAUUCAAGGCAGAGAGGGUUAUAAAGGAGCUAAAGGAGUUCGGGGAAGAGGAGGAGACAGAGGACCAGUUGGUGAUGCUGGACCUGAAGGAGAAGAAGGAGCUUCUGGUUUCUCUGGUGGGAUGGGAGAACCUGGACUUCAAGGUGACCCAGGUGAGCGUGAAGAGAUUGGUCUGAAGGGUGACAUCGGUAUGGAGGGACCCCGAGGAGGAGUUGGAGCUGCUGGUGAGACCGGGCCUCGUGGUGACCCAGGCCCUCCAGGAUCGAGAGAAGGUAAAGGUAUCAAGGGGUCUCGUGGUGACCUGGGUAAGCAGGGUCCUCAGGGAAAAGAUGGACCCAAGGGUCAGACAGGAGCACCCGGGUUUCCAGGUGACGUCGGAGAGAGAGGCUACGCUGGUUAUCCAGGACAAACAGGACCAUUUGGUCCACAUGGACCAAAGGGCUCUAAAGGUUUUGGUGGCUUCCCAGGAAGUGAUGGUGACUCUGGAGCGGAUGGUCCGAUAGGAGUCCCAGGUGUGAUAGGGCAGCCGGGACCAUUUGGUGUCAAGGGCAGUAAAGGGGAUCAUGGCGUCCGAGGACCCCGUGGCAGAGUGGGCAGAGUGGGAGAUCAAGGACAACCUGGAGAUGCUGGAAUACCAGGAAAACAAGGACCCAAAGGUCUGCAGGGUCCAACAGGGGCCGAAGGGGAGACGGGGCCUGAUGGGGAGAAGGGUGCUGUAGGAAGGAAAGGCCUGAAGGGGGAGAGAGGCCAAAAGGGAGGAAAGGGUGACCACGGAGACAAAGGACAGCGAGGACCAAAAGGCUCAGAAGGGAACAACGGCGUCCCGGGUCCUGUUGGACCGCCUGGCGUCCCUGGUACCAGAGGAGACCGCGGUCCUAUCGGUGACCCUGGUGGCAAAGGCCGAGCGGGACCAAAAGGAGUUCCAGGUCCAGCUGGUCCUGGUCUGACUGAUGAGCAAGUCCUGCAGCUCUGCAAAGGCGUGGUCACGGCCCAGUUAGCCCAGUACGCUGCCUCCAUCCAAGCCAAGUGCACUCAGGGAUGCCCCAUCAACAACCAGACACUGAUUGGUCCUCCAGGAGCCCGAGGACCACCAGGACCACCUGGCAAAGCUGGCAAAGCAGGAAGAACUGGAGAAAAAGGAGCCAGAGGUGUUCAAGGUCAAAGAGGGCUGGAAGGACAAAAAGGAGCUGAGGGUGGCAGAGGGCCAAAUGGAGCUAAAGGCAUUACAGGGGAUCCAGGUAAAGGCCUGCCAGGCCCCGAUGGACCACAGGGACCCAGAGGUGAACAUGGCUACCCAGCAGAACCCAAAAAUGGGAUGGAGGGACCACGUGGGCCUCGUGGCUUCCCUGGUCCAGUUGGAUCACCUGGUAUGGUUGGGUUCCCAGGCGUGCCGGGAUUUUGCGAGAUGCGGGACUGCAGUAUUUAUGCGCCAGUGAUGCGCAAAGAGCAGGGCCUGGUGAAAGGACCUGCAAGUUCAAACAUCUGAGCCUGAACAAAAGCUCCAAGCAGUUAUGGGAGAACAGAGUUUCUUCUUGCAACACCUGGAUUAUCGCAGUAGUGACUUACAUUUAUUGGCCUCUGAUGAGAAAAUGUUUUGGGCAGAUGUGAUACAACCGAUGGUAUAAAUUGCCACAGGUUGGUCCACUGGGAACUGAAACCAGAGAAGCCUUUCAUUUGGGCCAGAAAAAAGGCUUUAGAUGAGAAAUCCUGCAGAGGCUCAUUUUCAUUCAUAUUUAAAAUCUGCUCCAAGUUGUUCUGGAAACUAUUUAGUGUAUUAUGUUGAAAUGUAAACCUAGGAAAAAGUAAAUUAUUCAAGAAAGAUAGCUUCUUCAUGUUUUUUUUUUUUUUCUUCUAUUAAUGGAAAAACAAAUUCUAUGUAAAUAACAUAACAUGUAAAGAGUCUAAAGAUCAUGUGUUUUUGUUUCAGAUAAACUAUCAGAUCUUUUUUAACCCCA